GUCGAAUAUGACAUGGAAAAGAUGACGAAUUUUGGCAGAGACUUAUUUAUAGACUAAUACACUUGAAACACAUAUCCACACUUAAAACUGCAGACAAUACUAGUGCCUCACCCGCGAUCAAACCGAUAUAAUAAAAAGAAACGCAGCCUAACGUGAUCAGAAAUCUUAACUACCAAGGUAGUCGCAGCAAUAAAGAAUUGAGUGCGUGCGUGUUCACGCGAAGGGGGAAAACACCGGAAAUACAUUUUUUUUUGCGGAAAGAGUAGUGUGCUGAAUUUUGGAUCAGUUAUCUAAUGUUUUCUCUUUAUUCGUGUUUUUGACAUAUCCUGCUUAUUUGGUGGAACGAUGUCGGUUGUACCUCCCAACCGACCUUCAACCGGUUGGCCACGCCGUGGACUGAACCAGUUCGAAAACAAAUACAUCAGCCCGCCUUCCAAACCUGUCACGCUGGAGAGAACCAUCAACUUAUACCCCCUCACGAAUUACACGUUUGGCACAAAGGAACCUCUCUACGAGAAGGAUAGCUCGGUAGCGGCUCGGUUCCAGAGGAUGCGCGAGGAGUUCGAAAAAGUAGGCAUGAGGCGGGCAGUGGAGGGUGUUCUGAUCGUACACGAGCACAGGCUACCACACGUUCUACUGCUGCAGUUGGGGACAACCUUUUUCAAACUUCCUGGUGGAGAAUUGAAUGCAGGGGAGGACGAAGUGGAUGGACUGAAGCGAUUGAUGACAGAGAUCCUGGGGCGUCAGGAUGGAGUGAAGCAGGACUGGGUGAUCGAUGACUCUAUUGGAAACUGGUGGAGACCCAACUUUGAGCCCCCACAGUACCCCUACAUCCCAGCACACAUUACCAAACCCAAAGAGCACAAGAAGCUCUUUUUGGUUCAGUUGCAGGAAAAAGCACUGUUUGCAGUGCCCAAGAACUAUAAGCUGGUGGCUGCCCCUCUCUUUGAGCUGUAUGACAAUGCCCCAGGCUACGGGCCAAUCAUAUCCAGUCUCCCACAACUGCUGAGUAGGUUCAACUUCAUAUACAAUUAAAUCCUACUACUUGAAUGUGGCGACACAAGGACUGUCUCUGUGAGUUCAGCCUGGGCAGAAGAGAAUGGGCAAGCAGGAUUUCACUACACUUCUCUUAAAACAGAGUCCCCAGUGAUACUACACAUUUAAAUAUUGAUCUGGAUGUUGUUUAGAAAAUAAGAGAAUGUAUUAAUCUUUCUGUGUCAACUUUUACAGAACUAUUACUUUGUGACAUGAAACAUUUUGUAGUCACACAAGUAUUGAUUUUCUAUGUUUGUAGAUGGGAGUUGACUGUUUUUAGAACAGUGAUUGUUUUUUAAAAAUCAUUGUAACAUACUACUUUGUCAUCUUUCAUUACUUUUUAAGGAAUUAUCUUUUAUUUUCAAUUAAAGAUGGCUUUAAAACAUAA
Molecule: messenger RNA, 1423 nt
Organism: Oncorhynchus tshawytscha (Chinook salmon)
Lineage: Eukaryota; Metazoa; Chordata; Actinopteri; Salmoniformes; Salmonidae
Product: cleavage and polyadenylation specificity factor subunit 5
Exons: 7
Coding region: 346-1035 (229 amino acids)
Cellular component (GO): mRNA cleavage factor complex
Molecular function (GO): mRNA binding
Source: RefSeq, a predicted model, not a curated record